Molecule: messenger RNA, 936 nt
Organism: Caenorhabditis elegans
Lineage: Eukaryota; Metazoa; Nematoda; Chromadorea; Rhabditida; Rhabditidae
Gene: Y47D7A.13
Product: Prion-like-(Q/N-rich)-domain-bearing protein
Exons: 1
Coding region: 1-936 (311 amino acids)
Source: RefSeq, marked reviewed
AUGAAGUACAUCGUCUUCGUUGCUCUCUUCGGAUGCUCUAACGCCUUCCUCUUCAACCUUCUCGGAGGAGGUGGCGGUGGCUGCUGUGCCCCACCACCACCACCACCAUGCGGUGGAGGAUGCGGAGGAGGUGCUCCAGCUGCCGGAGGUUACGCCGUCGCCCCACAAGCACCAAUCGGUGGAGGAUACGCUCAACCAGGAGGUGGAUACGGAGGAGCUGGAGGAUUCGGAGGAGCUUACCAAGCCGCCCCAGCCAUCGGAGGAGGAGGCUCAUACGCCGGAGCUGGACCAAUUGGAGGAGGAUUCGGUGGAGCUCAAGGAGGUUACGCCGGAGCUGGACCAAUCGGAGGAGGAGCUCAGGGAGGAUACGCCGGAGCUGGACCAAUCGGAGGAGGAGCUCAGGGAGGAUACGCCGGAGCCGGACCAAUCGGAGGAGGAGCUCAGGGAGGAUACGCUGGACCAAUCGGAGGAGGAGCUGGAUACCAAGGAGGAGCCCCAGCCCAAGGAGCCGGAUACCAACAAGGACCAGCUGUCGGAGGAGGAGCCGGAUACCAGCAACAAGCCCCAGCUCAAGGAGCCGGAUACCAGCAACAAGCCCCAGCUCAAGGAGCCGGAUACCAGCAACAAGCCCCAGCCGCCGUCGUCACUGAGCAACAACAAGUCGGACAAGGAUACCAACAACAGCAACAAGCCCCAGUCCAAGAGCAAGCCCCAGCUCCAGUCCAAGAGCAGGCUCCAGCUGCCUCAUACGGAGAGCAGGCUCCAGUCCAAGCCCAACAAGAGACUGUCCAACAAACCUUCGAAGCCGCCCCAGCUCAAGCUCAGCCAGCCGCCGAGUACGGAGCCCAGCAGCCAGCUGUUGCCGAGCAAGUCGUUGAGACUUCCGCUUCCGGAUACCGCCAGAGAUUCCACCUCAAGAAGGCCGCCAAGGCAUAG